Cajanus cajan (pigeon pea) is the source of this 2319-nucleotide messenger RNA. It is a transcript of the gene GAF1, whose product is annotated as Polymerase/histidinol phosphatase-like protein. Gene Ontology annotation, biological process: tRNA processing. Gene Ontology annotation, cellular component: nucleolar ribonuclease P complex. The record is from RefSeq and is a predicted model, not a curated record. Gene Ontology annotation, molecular function: RNA binding. NCBI's taxonomy places the organism in Eukaryota, Viridiplantae, Streptophyta, Magnoliopsida, Fabales, Fabaceae.
CAUUAAGAGUGUGGUCGCAGAGGCUAAGGGGCUAAAACCCUAAACCCUGUGGCGGUGACGACUGAGCCAUGGGUUACUUCGACCUCAACAUACCCUAUCCCCAACCCACCGACCAAAGCAACCGCACCAGACUCGCCGUGAAGGCCAUGGAGUUAGGUUACACCGGAAUCGCUUACAACCGCACGAUCAAGGGCGUCAUGUCCGAUCAGCACCGUUGCUCCAUCGCCCCCCUAACACUCACCACUCUCCUCAACGUUCUUCCCUCUCUCUCCCUCUCCGCCAACCUCCACCGCCACCUCCUCGGAGUCCCACUCUCCACCCCCUUCCGUCAGUACACGCGCCUCACCGUCUGCGUCGAUUCCCCUGCCCAGGCCCAGGCCCUCAAUUCCGCCAACCCUAUUCUCAAGACCUACGAUUUGGUCGCUGUCAAACCCUCCAAUCAGACCGCGUUUGAUCUCGCCUGCCAGACAAUGGAGGUGGAUAUUAUUUCCAUUGAUUUCUCGGCUAAGUUGCCUUUUAGAUUGAAGCACCCUAUGGUUAAAGCUGCUACUCAGCGUGGGGUUUGUUUUGAAGUCACGUAUUCUGGCUUUUUUGCUGAUAUUCAAAUUAGGAGACAGUUGAUUUCCAGUGCCAAGUUGUUGAUGGAUUGGACUCGGGGGCAAAACAUUGUAUUUUCAAGUGCUGCUCCUACAGUGAAUGAGCUCAGAGGGCCUUGCGAUGUUGCAAACUUGUUGUCAUUGUUUGGGCUCUCCAAGGAGCGAGCUAAUGCAGCUAUCUCUAAAAACUGUAGGAUCCUUUUAGCUAAUUCUUUAAGGAAAAAACGAUUUUAUAAAGAGGCAAUAAGAGUAGAAGUUUUAUCAUCAGAUGCAGCAUCUAAUUCUAAAGAAGAUCAGUAUCAAGAGCUACUGAAGUGGGAUCCCAUCUCCAGUGGUGAAGGUGAUAUCCUGCUGGAUGACGUGCAAAAAUCUUGUGUAGACUCCCAUAAAGCAUCAAAAACUGCAAAAGCCAUUGACUUUACUUCAUUGGUCAACAGCCUUCCAUCUCAUGGUUUUGAAAUCAAGAAUAUCUUACCUGCAAACAAUGCUUUGCCUGUGUGUCCAGAUAACGAGAUAAAUUUCUCACCUGUUGCCGAAAAAACAAAUCAGUCAACACCUGUUUCUAACAACUUAACUGAGCAGUUAAGCAUACUUGAUGUUUUUCCUAAGCAAGAUGAAAAGUCCUUAUCAGAUGCUAUUACAAGAAGUCACAUUUUUAGCUGUGACAAGAUUUUUGAGAAAAAUAUACGUAGUGGAACUACUGAAGCUGUCAAUUUAAAGGAGAUAAACAUUCCAACAGCUAUUGACUCUGUUUCAGUGGUGGAGAGCCUUCCAUCCCAUGGUAAUCAAAUCAAGAAUUUCUUACCUGCAAACAGUGCUUUACCUGUUUUCUCCAGUAAUAAGCCCGAUAGUCUUGAAGUUUGUGCUGAGCAAGAUGAAAGCUCUCAAUCACCGAAACAAAGUGAUGAUUUAUUGGAGAAAACUAUACAUAGUGGAACUACCGAAACCUUCAAUUCUAUGGAGAUGGACAUUUCGACAAAUGCCCGAGAGUCGGAAAAAAGUUUUAUUGAUUCAGAUGUAGAUUUAAUCCCGUUUGAAGCAAAAGAACUUGAUGCACAAUCAAAUGUUUGCAUCUCAAGCAAUACAUUGGAUACUAGAAAACCACCUGAAAACGAGAAACUCUGUGGAUCUUCGGACGAUGCCAAACUAGAUGUUGCACAUGUAGAAAUCUUGGAUAUUACUUUUCCUGCCCCGGUUCAUGAUAAACAUAAUGAGAAAAGUUCUAAUGUUAAUUUAAAUGAACAUAUUGGCAAUAUCCAUAAUGCUUUGCCAAAUGAGGACUUAAAAAUUGCAGAGCAAACAGUCAACACACGUAUUUCUGAUACCUCAAUGGAGGAUAAACAAUUUGACAAACAGGAAACUGAUGCAGUUGAAACUGAUGAGAUGCAACAGCCAACAUCGUAUGAGAUGAAAGUGGAAGAUGAUUCCACAGAUGCAACACAUUUAUUUUCAGAAGUUAUAAUGAAAGAUAAAAAGCUUGGUGAAGUGAGCACCGAUUCUGAUCAUUUUGCUUCAGUUCGUUCGGUAUCAGGUGGAUUGAGAAUGAAGCGAAGGACACGUCGGGGACUACCUUUAUUCCCCUUCAAACGAUUGUUAAAUACAAUGCCCUUUAAGAAAAAAGGUAAAAAAAGCAAGAGCAGAACUAAGCUAAAGUAAUUUAUUUUUCCGGAUUAUUAUUGUUACUUGGCUUAUUAUAUGUGAGCUAAUUCUUUAUUAUUAUCAA